GACUGAAAUUCUAAUAUAGACUGGAUUUCUCAAGCCAGAGGAUCAUAUUCAUACAAAAAAAUUACAUAAUAAAAAAGAAAUUCAUUAUAGUUCAUUGGGGAUAGAGAAGAUCUUACUGUGAAGGCUUGAGGACGAUGGAGGGAAGUUGGAGAAGAGAAAAACCUGCAUCCACGGAGGAGGAGAUCGAGAAAUUUGCCGAAGAAGAGAAGAGCGGUAGGAGGAGACCUAGAAGAUGAGGCGAAAGAAGAGGCUUUUGAUUCCAAGCAAAAUCCCUGGCCCUUUCUUUGGAUUUGCUAGAAACUUUUUUAUUUAUAUUUCAGCCUAAGAAUCCACCACAAUCUAUUUUUUACAACAAUUCUUGAAAAUCUAUUAUUUUCUCAAUUCAUUAGAUUUAGAAAGAUUUUUUAAAAUCUCAUACCUCAAAAUUUUAAAUAAUUUUUUAAAAUCCCAAUUGAAUACCUAUUGACUUUUAAAAUCCAAAAAAUCUUACAAAGUCAGGAUUGAAUACACCUCCCUUAAUUUAAGAUCUUCUCCCAAUGGGAAAUGGCCGAAUCGUCGCACUCUCCAUCACAGUCUGCGUGGUCUCCUUCGUGAUCUCGAAGAUUGUGAUUGCGGUCCUCUGCUAUCGCCGAUGGAGGAUAAAACACAUGGCGGAGGUCCGCCACUGUUUGUCAGAUAUGGCGGCCGGCGGCGGGAAGCUAUUGUUGUUCAGAACGGCGAAGACGAAUGCAUUAAAGUCUGAGGCGGUAGUGAAUAGGGUGAUGAAGCUGGAAAGCAAAGACGUUAUCGGAUCUGGAGGUUUUGGGACAGUUUACAAGGUGGUGAUGGAGGAAGAAGGCGUGAGUUUCGCCAUUAAAAGGCUGAACAGGAUUAGCGCGGAGGAGGACAGGGGGUUUGAGAGGGAACUGGAGGCCAUGGCUGAUAUCAAACACAGGAACAUUGUCACACUCCAUGGAUACUAUUCUUCCCCUCACUAUAACCUUCUCAUCUAUGAGCUCAUGCCUAAUGGGAGCUUGGAUAAAAUGCUUCAUGAUAAAAGUCCAAUCAAGAAGGUUUUGGACUGGGAAUCAAGAUUGAGAAUUGCUGUGGGAGCUGCAAGGGGAUUAUCAUAUCUGCAUCAUGAUUGCAUUCCUCACAUAAUCCACCGUGACAUCAAGUCCAGCAACAUAUUGCUGGACCAGAACAUGGAGGCUCAAGUCUCUGAUUUCGGACUUGCCACUCUUAUGGAACCAAACAAGACUCAUGUUUCAACUCUGGUUGCUGGAACCUUUGGCUACUUGCCUCCUGAGUACUUUGAAACCGGAAAAGCGACUGUGAAAGGAGACAUUUACAGCUUCGGAGUGGUCCUUCUAGAGCUUAUAACGGGAAGAAGGCCGACAGAUGAAGCAUUUGUGGAAGCAGGAACCAAGCUAGUGGGCUGGGUUAAGGCUGUUGUUGCAGACAAGAGGGAAGAGUAUGUAGUUGACCACAACUUGGCUGAGUGCCGAACAGGUGAGAUAACCCAAUUUUUUAAUGUUGCAAUGAUGUGCCUCGAGUAUGAGCCAUCCAAGAGACCUACCAUGGCUGAGGUUGUCAAGAUGCUUGAACAAAUAAAGCUUGAUGGUUUGGUAUGAGUUAUUGAUUUCAAAAGGUGCAUGUACAAGGAGUAACAAUGUAUAAUGAAUUUAUUUACAUUGGUUCAAGGAAUUUGAGAGAGAAAGGAAAAGAAAAUGAGAAGAAAAAUGUUUUUCUAGUUUGGUUAGAGAGGGAAAAAAAAGAAAAGUGGAAGGAAAAAAAGAGAAGACAAAAUGUACUAAGAGGAUGGAAAACUAAAUUCCUCCUAUUUUGGUGAGGGAAUUGAGGGAAAAUCAUUAUAUUCUAUUUCCUUUUCCUUUCAAAUUCCUUGAACCAAACACACUUUUAAGGUCUCUUUUUUUUAGAUUAUGGAACCUGAACACUACAUGG
This is a messenger RNA of Cuscuta campestris, 1944 nucleotides long. The record is from the annotation of a GenBank genome assembly. Lineage: Eukaryota; Viridiplantae; Streptophyta; Magnoliopsida; Solanales; Convolvulaceae.